Molecule: messenger RNA, 584 nt
Organism: Rhizophagus irregularis DAOM 181602=DAOM 197198
Lineage: Eukaryota; Fungi; Glomeromycota; Glomeromycetes; Glomerales; Glomeraceae
Source: RefSeq, a predicted model, not a curated record
AUACAAUGGAUAUUUUAUUAAUAGUUAAUAAUAGGAAAGUUGAUAAAGGAAGUAUAAAAAAAAGUAUAUAUACGUAAUUAUAUCCAAAAUUAUAUAAUUAAAUAAAGCGUUAUUACAAUGAUAAUGAUUCAAAAAUAUAAAAUCGCUCCGUUUUUCCCGUAUUGAGGCUUACGUAGUGGUUAUCGUAAAGAUAAGGGCAGUGACAUUUAUUACUUCCACCUCACGUAAUAUAUAAAAUCUUCUGUUACACCAUAUAUACUAUAUUAAGACCUUUUUUUACCCUCACCCUUAAAAUAUUUUCAUAUAAAUACCCGUUCAUAUUUCCUUCAUCAUUUACAUUUUUUUUUUAUACAAGAAUAAAUAAACAGUAUCAAAUAUGAGAUCAAAAAUAGGAUAUUUAGAAAUAAUUAAUAAAUCAUCAAUUUCACAAAGAUUUCGAAAUUUUACUAGUGGAUCAAAACAACUUGAUGAUUAUUUAAAAAGUACUCAAAAACUUAAUCAAGAAAAUCUUAUAAAUUUACCAUUAUUUUUUAUUCCGUAUAAUGAAUUUGAUGAUAUAAAAUUAUUAAAAAAAGGUGGUGAAG